Molecule: messenger RNA, 11056 nt
Organism: Xiphophorus hellerii (green swordtail)
Lineage: Eukaryota; Metazoa; Chordata; Actinopteri; Cyprinodontiformes; Poeciliidae
Product: serine/threonine-protein kinase WNK2
Exons: 30
Coding region: 737-8914 (2725 amino acids)
Biological process (GO): protein phosphorylation
Molecular function (GO): ATP binding; protein serine/threonine kinase activity
Source: RefSeq, a predicted model, not a curated record
GGGGCGUGGAGCCAAGCAAAGUGAAUGGGAAACACAUUUUUACUGCCUCAGCAGCGCAUGAACCCAACGCUGAACAGAGGCGAUGACAAGGGAAUACAGUUGCGUGUUUAAAAUUACCUGCCGGGGAGAUUACAGAAGAGCUGAAAAAAUCCCGUGGCGUGAACCGAGCUGCGUGUUAAUUCACCCACAGCCUCAGCGUGCAGCAGCUACAGAGAAACAGUCGGUCUCCAAAUAUUAAGGGAUGCGAGGACUUGUCAUUUGAUAAAUACAACACAUUCGUCAUUUUUCCACCCUCGGCAGUGGGGAGGGAAUGUGCUGCCCGGACUGAAUCUGGAUUUGCUGGUGUUUCGGUGUGACUCCCGUGCGUGAAAAUGGGCUUAAUAUUGAGAUAGGGCGUUCAGAAAGUCCACCCUCUUCUCGCCGUGGACAGUCGGCUAACGUUAGCGAGGUUUUUCUAACUGCGGACCUGACAGGUUCGGUUCGGACUGCUGUGUAAGGUGUAGUCCCGGUGCUGUGUUCGCCUUUCAGCGUUUUCUUUUUCUUCUUAAAGAGCUCUAUAUCUGAUGAAAUCUCGCCUGUGUCAUCCAUCCCAGCGCUGUUUAGGGCCUCUGCUGACAAACUGCGUCACCGGGUGGGCGCUGCAGGUAUUCAUCUGCAAGAAAAGAUCUGCAUUUGGAAAUUGAAGCCAUGCCUGGAAGAACCUGGAACCCAAAGUGACUGAACUUUUUAAGUCACCAUGGAGCCGGAGGCUAGCUGUGGGACUCUCCAAGAGCCCAAGCAUUCAUCUGUACCCAAUUCUCAAUGUAAUCUCGCCAUAAAUAUGCAUGGGCUCAUGGGUGAUUCAAAUGUGAAUCUUGAGGACUCUCUAGUGAGAGGUGGAAGUGAUCCUUCUUCUGUUUACCAGAGGAAUGGGCAUCAGAGAUUCAUCAGGAGAAGUCUGUGGUUUUCAGACACGGAUGAGCAGUCCUACGAAGCCCCCGAAACUGAAAACCGGAGCAAAAUCCUGAACAUAAACUUGAGAUCAAUUGUGGACAGGACAAGAGGGACUAGCUGUGGGGUUCAAGAGAGCUCCAGCACUGAAAGCCAGUGUGGGCAAAAAGACAGCGCAACAGAGAGCACCAGUGCGGAUGAGGACAAGGAGAGAGUUGGACAUGCUUUGAAUGUUACUUGCAGUGAUGGCGGUAAAGUUGCUACUAAGGCAGUGAGUGAGGAAAAUGAAGAGGAAGCAGAGAUGAAAGCGGUCUCCACAUCUCCAGGAGGAAGGUUCCUUAAAUUUGACAUCGAGCUCGGGAGAGGGUCUUUCAAAACGGUCUACAAAGGCCUGGAUACCGACACCUGGGUGGAGGUGGCCUGGUGUGAGCUGCAGGACCGUAAGCUGUCAAAAAUUGAACGCCAGCGCUUUAAAGAGGAGGCAGAGAUGUUGAAGGGUCUACAGCAUCCCAACAUUGUUCGUUUCUAUGACUUCUGGGAAUCUCCUCUAAAAGGAAAGAAGUACAUUGUUUUAGUGACAGAGCUCAUGACGUCAGGAACACUAAAAACUUACCUAAAGCGUUUCAAGGUCAUGAAACCCAAAGUCCUGAGAAGCUGGUGCAGACAGAUCCUGAAAGGCCUUCACUUUCUCCACACCAGGACGCCACCGAUCAUCCACAGAGACCUCAAAUGUGACAACAUCUUCAUUACUGGACCGACAGGAUCAGUCAAGAUAGGGGAUUUAGGACUGGCGACACUCAAAGCUGCCUCCUUUGCAAAAAGCGUCAUAGGUACUCCAGAGUUCAUGGCUCCAGAGAUGUACGAAGAGCACUAUGACGAGGCCGUAGAUGUCUAUGCAUUUGGCAUGUGCAUGCUAGAGAUGGCCACUUCAGAGUAUCCCUAUUCAGAGUGUCAAAAUGCUGCCCAGAUUUAUCGUAAAGUUACUAGUGGUGUAAAGCCAGCCAGCUACAACAAGGUUGUGGAUCCUGAAAUCAAGGAGAUCAUUGGCGAGUGUAUAUGUCAAAAGAAAGAGGAACGGUAUACCAUUAAGGACCUGCUGAACCAUGCUUUCUUUGCCGAGGACACAGGUGUGAGGGUGGAACUUGCAGAGGAAGACGAUGGGAAAAAACCCACCAUAGCUCUCAAACUGUGGGUGGAGGACCAUAAGAAGUUAAAAGGAAAGUACAAGGAGAGUGGAGCCAUUGAGUUCACAUUUGACUUGGAGAAGGAGGUUCCUGAGGUUGUGGCACAAGAAAUGGUGGAGUCGGGCUUCUUCCAAGAGAGCGACGCUAAAACUGUGGGAAAGUCGAUCAGAGACCGUGUGGCGCUGAUAAAAUGGAGAAGAGGGAGGACGGCGGCUAUAGUAGCUCCGGUGGAUCAGGGUGACGGAGGCCAGAGGAUUAAUGUGACAUCAUCUGAGGGCGUCGCGGGUGCAGUACCACAUGUUGUACAGCCUCUUGUGGUUGAACCUGAAGACACAGACGCAGAUCAGCACAGCAGGCUACACAACCUGCCAACCAGUACCACUUCAGUGACAUCAGACGGCACACUUGACAGUGGCAUGGGCUCUACUGUGUACUCAGACUGUCAUAGCAGCCAGCAGAGUGUCCUCUACCAGUCCCUACUGGAGCCUAUUACUAUGGCAACACAGCAGUGCCAGAGAUGCAGCCAUUUUCUGACAGACCGACCUCAUUCCUCUGAAAUCAGUGAAGUUUGGCAGACACCACUGAGCCCGCAGCUCAGGGCUCGACUGGGAAGUGCAGAACGAAGGGGAAGUGCCCCUGUUAUUGACAUUCAAAGGGCAAGCCAAAUUGCUCAGCUCCAUGCUUUCAUUCAGGCCCGGAGAUCAGUCAGUCCCAUCCCCGUUGUAAGGGAGAACCUGGUGGAAACCAGCCCCAGGGAAGCCCAUCCUCAGCCUAUCUCUGAAGCUGAGGGCAGGCUUCCCUCCCCAACCACUCUGCCGAUGUUUCAUCUCUCCCCUCUUUCUUCACCUACCGAGUUCCGCCGCCGUAGUGACUCCGGUGUCAGAUCGCCGUCACCAACAGCCAGUGAGAUUUUGACUCUCCCAGUGCAGAGUCCACGCCGACACUCGGACCUCAGUAGUCUUCUUAGUCUAGCGUCUAACGAAAACCAUCUUUCUGCGCUGCAUAGAAGCUCAGAGUGCCAAGCCUGCCUUUCUCUGCUUCUGUUAAAGUCCCAAAAUGGGAACCACCGUCCCUUUACUGCCGUCUCACCAACACAUCACUGUCUAUCUGACAUUCGCCACCAUCCUUUAUCUGGAAAAUUACCUUCCUCUUGCUACGGACAGACAAAAGGAUCAAGCGAUUAUUCAAAUUUUUCCAUGCUGCAGCAGUCCCUGUUUAAUAUAAUCAGCCGUAAAUCAGUUCCUUCUGCCAUCACGCCAUCCCAAACUUUCCCACUGCACUCCUCAACAGCCGGGAGGCCGUCUCACAGUGAUGGAGAAUGUGUCCCAACUAGUCCUCCACAGAGUGACGGCUUAUUUGAAGAGCAUGAAUCUCUCCAGCACUGGAAGGAGAAAUAUUUUUCCAGAAAGCAACAAGCUACCAGUGCUUUUGAAGUGGCCAGUUCUCCAGGUAACCAACACCAGCAGUCUGUCCAGGGCUUGCCCUCGUCCAGCGCAGCCAUGACCGCUCCAGGGCAGCCUCUUCAACCUGGACACAGCUACUCUGCUGCUCUGUAUGCUGCUCACCCCGGCAGCACUACACCCAUCCCAGCCAGUCUAGGCUCAUUAAAUAUCCAGCAGCAAACAUCAGUUGCAGUUACUAAUGCAGCAUCGGCUGUGCCACAACAUUUUGCACAGAGCUAUCAAUCUGCCGGACACCAACAUCAGCCAGCAGCAUCGGGCUCUCCAACUUUUACCCUCCAAGCCCAUCAGGUUUCUCAGAACCUUGUUGCCUCAACUCAGCAACAGGCUGCAUCAAGCUACCCUGCAGUCCAUCAUCAGACUGCAGCAGCCAUCUUUGCAGCACACCAGCCAACGCAAAGCUGCUCUCUUGGCACAGUUUCCUCAUCAAUGGCAGUGACGACCCAUGGCCAAUCUGCACACUCCACUAGCACAUCUCAGCAGACCUCAGCCAAUCAGCAGCCUGGCCAGAUAUCUUCCACACCAGCACUUUACAGUCAGAUAAUUUCUGUUCAACAAAACACCCAGUCAAACAUACAACACACACUAAACGCUGGACAAGUUUAUAAUCAUAGCCAAGAAUCUGUGCAUACCAUCAGCCAUCCAGCGGCUCACCCCCCCACGCUUUCUUCUCAACGACUUCAGUCUCCUACUCACCAGUUGGACGCUCCAGUUCUUUUGCAAAAUGCAGUUCCAGAACAGAGUGAGAAUGAGCCGCAUCCCAAAGGAACCCCAGUUCGACAGAUUCCAGCUGGCAGUCAAAGUUUCUUUGCGUCAGCUGUGCCCGAUGCAUCCUCUCACAGCUAUGCGCAGAACCAGUACCAGCUAGCACCGUGCGUCACUGGAGAAGGAGUUAGUCAAGCAGCAUCAUCUCAGACCUUUCCAGUUUCCACCCAGCAGAACCACAGCACACACAUCCACCAGGAAAAUGUUUCAGCUGGUCAGAGCAUUUCAAAGUCUGGACAAGAUGAAAAAAGCCAUGGACUGAGCCUCAGGCAAUCAGCUUCCAUUGGAUCAAGUCAGACACCAGCUCAUCAGGAAUCAAUGUCCCAAACUGCUGUCCACCAACACCUCCAGCCUCUGCAGAUAUCAGCCUCGCUCCCAUCAUCACAAACAUCACUGUUUCCUUCACAAUACCCCACAGUCCAGGUGGCGACAGCUGUGACUGACUCUGAAUCCGCCUACCUUCCCCCCCGCACUUCUCCUCACCCUUCAUCUUCCUCUUCCCUUACUCACAUCUUCCUCUCUCCUGGAUAUACUGUCCCUGCAACCCCCUCUGUUUCUCCCCUGUCCCCUCUUCACAUUGAAAACACAUUAAUUUCUCCCACCCCAAUGUCUCUUACUGUACCAUCCCCUUCAUCUGUGCUGGGCAUGGUGCAACCUACCUCACCGCAGCACCAAUCUGCAGCUGCUAGAUCUGAGGCUUCUCAGAUGCAGGCUUCGUUUAUAUCAACACUAACUAGUCAUCCCAUGCACACAAACACACACCUACCUGCAAAUGGCAGCUCUCAGCCUCUGAUACAGGUUCCGCAGCAGACGCAGGACGGCCCCAGUACACAGCAGGUUCAGCAAACUCAGCUCAUGCAGCCUGCAGUCUCCUCCUCACCUGUGCAGAAUGAGGCGGAUCUGGGCGCAGCCAUUGCGGCCAGCCAGCUGGACAGCACAAAGUCCUGCCAGAUGCCCCCACAGAGCCAGCAUCAGAGUCGGGGACAGGGCCAAAUUCCUGUGCCGCAGUCUUCUGACUCACAGAAGGCGUCCUCCAGGCCCGCCACUGGACCUGCUUUCCAGCAGAAAAUCCCAGGCACCAUCACAGGAGCGGCAGGUCAAGGGUCAUCAGAGAUUUAUGUGGAGGAGCAAGCGUCAGAGAAACGCACUGGAGGACAGAGCUGUGACAGCAUCAACUCUGAUGUGACAUCGGGAAGAGAAAUGAGCGAUGGCAAUGAAGGGACACAUGGAGGCAAAGGUGAAGGAAAACAGCGUAGACACCGCAAGUCAUCACGCACGCGUUCUCGACAGGAAAAGUGUGGCAAACCAAAGCUGAGCAUGCUCAACGUGUGUAACACUGGAGAUAAGAUGGUAGAAUGCCAACUAGAAACUCAUAAUCACAAAAUGGUAACAUUCAAGUUUGACCUGGACGGAGAUGCUCCAGAGGAGAUUGCUACGUAUAUGGUGGACAAUGAUUUCAUUCUGCCCCUGGAAAAAGAGAUCUUUAUUGAACAAAUGAAAGACAUUGUAGAUAAAGCUGAAGACAUGCUGAGUGAGGACACAGAGGGUGAGAGGAACUCCGACCAGGGGUGUAACAUCAGACAGAAUGAAGGAUGUUGUGCACUGGGAUCAGAGACUUCAGAACCCACCACUCCACAGCUGGUGUAUCAACAAAAUGUCCUACACACUGGAAAACGCUGGUUCAUUAUUUGCCCUGUGGAUGAAACACUCAUGCAGGAUAAAGACAACACAUCAACACACACCUUUACAGCACAAGAGUAUGAAACGUCUGGCUCCCUGUCAGUCGGGUCCAGCAGCGCCACAACUACUUUGACGACCCCUGUCACAUCUUUACCUUCCCAAAGCCCCACCGCCUCCUCUGCCCCCACCUUGGCGCAACCUCCAGACCAAAUUAUCGGAGAAUCCGAGGUCCAGCAGAGCCAGCCUAGUGUUACCAAACGCACCUGCACAACUAGGAGCAUUAACCAUGACAGCUCAUUUCCUGUGGAGGAAUCGUCUCUCUCUGCUGUGUCUAUGGUAGCAGAUAUGCCAUGUUGUGCUAUUGUGCCACCCGUCUCUGUGGAUGCUAAUGUCACUGAUAAAGAAGCGAGAGCUGCUGGUGUACUGAUCUCGUCGCUGAACAAUCAAGCGAAUCAGACGGCCAGCCCGACUGAAGAACAAGCUCCUCAGCUGGCCAGCCAGCAGCCCGUUGUCCUGCAGCAGCCUUACGCCACACCCAUCCAGCCUGGGACCGUGACCUCUCAGCCCCAAAGCCCUGCACAUCAGAUCCCGACUUCAAGUCAGCAGCAGUGUGGCGGGCAAGGUGAGUCGGACGGGGAGGGCCCUCCUCGAGGGGAGUUUGUUGAUCGAACCAUCAAGACUUUGGAUGAGAAGCUCAGAAACCUGCUGUACCAGGAGCACCCCCCCUCACAGCCCUCCAGCACGGCUUCUGAGCCUCAGUCCUCCAGCUCAGACAGACUGAGCUCCCCUCCGGUCUCAGAUGGGCACAGCACAGAGGCCGUCACAAAAAAGAAGAUGGAACCAAUGCCACAGAUUCCUGAGCGGAGAGAUGGCGUGGGUGUGUCAAGCGACUCAGCAGCAGCCGCCUGCCGAACAAAAGACACAAAAACCGAUGUGUCUGCUAGCUCCAGUUCAUAUACAUCCAAAAGUCGUUUUCAAAUCAUCCCCACACCACCUGAUGCCAUUUGCUAUUCAGAUAAAAGCAAAGCGAGCUGCAGCUCUGCAGCACCCUCCAGUGGUUCUGAAGGGUCUCGCAGCCAGACUCAGAGCACUGAAAGAAAAGAAAGCAGCUCUGGGGUGGCUUGCCGGACCUCUGCCACACCUGCACCUGAUAAUGAUGGCACAAGAUCUUCCAAACCCCAAACCGGAAGCCGCUACUCUGCCCCUCCUGAGUUCGCUCACACCACUCCCACCUCAAGUCCCGAUGCAACCCCACGUCACAUCCCACGAGCCCAAACUGUUGACACACCAUCCCAUCGCCACUGUCGGUCUUCAUCUCAGCUUUACUCCGACUCAGGUGAUGAAGACAGCAGCAGCAUAGUGGUUCCUCCAGCUCCAGCUGCUCCGUCAGCUCACAAUCUGACUGAGCACAGCGGAAGCGAUCUCGUCAAGAGGGCUGUCGCCUUCUUGCGGCGCUCCGGACGAAGCAAAAGUGAGCAGAGCUCUGAAUCACCAACCUACCAGACUGUUGCAAUAAAUGGCCACACUCCUUCACCUUCUGUUGGACAUUUCCCCCCCAACAUCAGCAGUGACAAUGACUCAGAGUUUGAGGAUGCGGAUAUGAAGAAGGAGCUUCAGAAACUUAGAGAAAAACACAUGAAGGAGAUCUCUGAGCUGCAGGCAUUCCAGAGGAGUGAGAUCGAACGUCUGUACAAAGACUUGGGAAAGUCUGUACCCCCCAAGGUUAGCCUGCUCCAUGCUGUUCCUCCAAUGGGUCGAAGGCGCAAAACCAGCAAACAGAAACUGAAAGCUGGGAAACUGCUGAAUCCGAUGGUGCAACAACUCAGAAAUAAUCCCAACAGCACCAGUGUGGAGAGGAAAGGAGAAAGUGCUACCAGUUCAUCCAGCUCUCCAGCUAAAAGUUCACUUUUGUCAGAUGGCUCUGCCUACUCCAGCUGCAGCUCCUCCUCCAACAGCCAGCCCAGCAGAGUCCAGGAGCAGGUUCACACACAGCAACCCUGUUCUUUGAAAGGCUCUUUCUCAUCAGACAACAUCUAUGCUGGAAGACAUAGGGACGGGAUGGCCAACCAAGCUGAUCCUGGCCAAGGCUGGACGGUUUACCACCAAACGUCAGAGAGAGUCACCUAUAAAUCUAGUAGCAAACCACGCACUAGAUUCCUCAGUGGACCUGUGUCUCUGUCCAUCUGGUCCACUCUGAAACGACUAUGUCUAGGCAAAGAGCGCAGUAGUAGGUCCCCUCUCAACACUACCACGACACAGACCACCUCAAGUCAAAUGCAGCCUUCGCUCACCACGGCGGCACAGUCGACCUCUCCUCAGCCAUUCACGAGGCUCGCUCAGGUCCAGACCAACAACAGCAACAACAAGAGAGGCACUUUUACAGAGGACCUUCAUAAACUGGUGGAUGACUGGACGAAGGAGACUCUAGCAGCAGCCAAUCAGCCACGAACUACCCUAAACAGGAUGAGACGGCAGACCCGCCAGCAGGCCACAGAGUGCAGACCUACACAGAUGGGUGCAGUUGCAUGUGAGAUGAAAUGCCAUGUUGUUCCCAACAACUUGCGGCUACCUCUCUCAUGCCCAAAGACCGCCGUUUUAGGCCCUAACAUGCCUGCAAAUCUAGGACUAAACUCAUCCACAGUGCAUCCUCCUGGCUACCUUGUGCAAUCAGGCUCCUUUGGUGUGAUGGCUCCCACUCCUCUUUAUUCGCAGCAGUGGCCUGGCAUGCCUAGUCCUGUAGCGUCUGUGGUUCCUGUAGGAUUGCUUGGUGCUCCAAGAGCGAUUCACUACGCCACAUUGUCAAACCCAGGGAUCCAACCGUACUCUUUUGUUGUGCACAACCCUGAGAAUGGGCCUUUCCCGAAAACCACAAGGACUUCCCGAUCCUCUAAUUAAUGUGUUGGUGUGCGCUCAGGACAGACUGAUUUCGCUCUGCUUUGUGCACCAGAGCCACACAUGUGCAUAGUUUUAUCCUGUAAAUAACACGCUAUGGUGUUGCUAUUCUUUAUGCAACACAUCUAUGUGUCGUAAAUUGUGUAUUUGUAUGUGUGUAUAUGAUACAGUAUGUGUUAAGUCUGAAUACUUACUGCUUUUUGGCUUUGUUCUUAGCUAAACUCAGCCAUAUAAGACAUUUUAUCUGCACUCACGGUAACUGACUUCACUCUGUUCUCCAUCACAUUUGCCUUUCUGUUGAAACACUACAUUGGAAUCCAAAUACUAGUGGCUUAUGAUUCAGUGAGAUGACAGUAUUUUGAACAAAUUAACUGUUUUGCAGGAAUGUAGUGCCUUGAACAUUUAUUUAUGUAUAUAUUUUCUUUAAACAAAGCAUUUCUGCAUCCAAGUUAUUUUAUUUAAAAUGGUAGCUUGAGUGUGUUUUUUGGUUUACAUACAAAUGCCCUUAUUGUACUGCACUAAUAACACAGUAUAUAAUCUUAUUUUGAAAAAUACAAAUAUGGUUUGACCUGAUUUACCUAUCACCCCAUUGAUAAAUGGAAUGCCAUAGCAGAGAUAUGAUCUGAUGCCUUCAGAAACAAAUGACCAAUGUAUGAAUGAUGAGGUUAGGUUAGGGGAAAGGGUAGAAGCCAGCGUCCAAAUAAACUUAAUCCACUUAAUUCAGGUCAAAUGGUUCAGCUGGGCAAAGCCUCUUUAUUUAUUUUUCGAUUGGAGAACCAACUCAUUGGACAGCACGAGAGCGUCCACUGCUGCAGAGGAAAGCCAGUGUCCAGAGCCAUAUAAUUCUGUACAUAAGUCUUUCUACAGUAGAUGUCUCUGGUAGUUUUGUGAAUCAGAAUGUAGCAAAUAAUGUGAAUUUCUUUUUCUUUUUUUGAGGCUCAAAAGUGCAAUUGAACCCCUUUCCACAAAGCUUUGAUCAUAGCCUUGCCACAAGCCUUACCUUUAAUGUGUGCAAGAGGAGCAAGCUGAACUGAAAGGUUGAACAAAAUUACAAUUCACCAAACCACAGACGUUGCCAAACACAAGAAUUGAUAUUACAAACUACCCAGUAAACAGUUUAUCACAGCUUAUUGUUCUUUCAACUUACCUAGUACUCAACAUACACUGUAUGUAGAAUACUUUGUGCAGUCACCAAUUUAAUCUGAGGUCUUAGUUGUUGUUUUUUUUCCUUUUUUGAUGCUGCUAUUUAUCAAAGUGAUUUUGCUGUACAGUUAAGCAUUUAUUGUUUGAUGGUACAAAGCAGAUGCUCAUAAAGCAGUGUUAUAGCCUUGUUAAAGGACUGGUGUGUUUAUUUUUGAUGACAGACAAUUUUAUUUUGUCUUUUUGCAUUUAUUUUCAGUGACAUAUUGCAACAUUUAACUGAAACUUGAUGUCAGAGAUUUGCACAACAUAUGGUCUCCUUCUAUCCUUCUACGUGAGGAGUUCCUACACUGUAUAUAUUUGGUGGGGUUUCAUCACUGACGAGCAUGGCCAAUAUUUCAUCUUUCCACAAAACGUAGAAACGGUACAGAUAUAAGGUUAGAAAUAUGACAUCUGCACAACCCCAGUUCUGCCAAAGCUGUGAAUCGUAAAGUUUUCUUCUUGUAGCUCGUAUUUGUACAUUUUAUUUUGACUCUUAAAAGUGGCGGGAGGGAGGGUUGCUUUAAUGUAUAUUAACUCCAUCAAUUCGGUUUGAAUUGGAUUUUUCUAAGAUAUUAUGCAGAGUCUUCUGCUUUGGUGAAAUAUUUCCAAUAGUAAGAGAUUUCUGUUCUCUGUCACGUGUAUCUUGUAUGUUCUACUUUUCCUAGCUGCUAACUCAUGGAGAGCAUGGGAGGAGGCAACCAAUAUCGGUAUAUACGAUAAACUGGGAUAGUUGAACGUGCACAGAGGAGAAGGAGCAUCCUGACACUUUUUUCUUGGCACAUCUCUCUUGUCUGGGAGAAACUGCUCCUCAAGAUUAUGCUCCAGUUGUGAUUGGCCUGUGUUUGAACUGUGUGAGAUUGCUUUGCCUGCUGUAUGUCCCAUUGCAUUACCCCACCCUGUCCUGAUGCACUCUUAUCACAGACUGUAUGUUGAGAGAGAAAUAAAUAUUUUGUGCUUGAUUAA